Messenger RNA from Knipowitschia caucasica, 450 nucleotides. The record is from the annotation of a GenBank genome assembly. NCBI's taxonomy places the organism in Eukaryota, Metazoa, Chordata, Actinopteri, Gobiiformes, Gobiidae.
AUGACAGGUGUGAGCACAGAGCUGAGGACAGCAGACUCUCUGCUUGUGCUGCUGAGUUCUUCUCCAGAGUGUAACGGACAAGACACAGUGAAGCAGGCAGCAGGAGAGGCCCGAGUGAGAGAGGGACACACUCACACACUCACCUGCAACUUUACAACCACUGAUCGCUUCCCAGAUCUAUUCUGGUACAAGCAGGAAGGACAAGGAGCUCCAAAGUACAUGAUGUGGCGAUACAAAGGUGGAUCAUGGCAUAAUUCUCCAGAGUUUGAUGAAUCCAAGUUUGGUGCUGAGCUCGUGGGGAACUCUUUGUCUCUGAAGAUGGAGGCUGUGGAUGUGACUGACUCUGCUGUGUACUACUGUGCUCUGCGGCCCACACUGACAGGAAACACCAACACUCUGAACAAAAACCUCUGCAGCAAAGACAACACAAUAAUGCAGUGUCUCCACUAG